GCGUUUUUCACCAGUUUAUUUUAGAGAAGGCUGGAAAUAAGUUACUGCUGCUUGUGGUGUUCUUCUUCAAUGGCGUCAAUGGCAGCCGCGUCUCGACUGACAAUUAGGGGAAUCGAAUCCGUUUCUCCUUGUGCGUCUCUUUCCCGCACGACUGCCAUCCCCGUUUAUCGAAGCCGCCGCUGCAAUUAUGCACCGACUAAUUGUACCGUCAGAAGAACCGCGGCGGUUGUUAAGAUUAGGGCAAUGUGUUCCGAUUCGAUCGGGUCUGGAUUGGAGGAGUCUGUGAAGAAGACGUUAAGUGAGAAUCCAGUCGUUGUUUACUCCAAAACUUGGUGCUCGUACUCCUCGGAGGUGAAAUAUUUGUUCAAGAAGCUCGGCGUUGAGCCUCAUGUUGUCGAAUUGGACCUAUUAGGUUCUCAAGGAUCUCAAUUACAGAAAACUUUGGAGGCGCUCACCGGCCAGCAUACGGUGCCCAAUGUAUUUAUAGGGGGUAAACAUAUCGGUGGCUGUUCAGACACUGUCAAGCUAUACCAGAAGGGGGAGCUUGAGCCUUUGCUGUCCAAUUCCGGGGCUAAGAAAUGAUAGCGCGGUGGAGAUACGACGGCGACGGGACGGUCCUAUUUGAGGUUUGAAACAGGAUAUUCUCUAUCUCAUGGUGAUGCACAUUGUAUUAUGUUUCUCUGGUUAAAUAACUUGUUUUUACAUGUUACUAUGAAUUUUUUCAUUUUUUACUAUGAAUUUCCCCCUCCGUCCAGUAUAUGAUAA
This is a messenger RNA of Andrographis paniculata, 765 nucleotides long. RefSeq names its product monothiol glutaredoxin-S10-like. NCBI's taxonomy places the organism in Eukaryota, Viridiplantae, Streptophyta, Magnoliopsida, Lamiales, Acanthaceae. The record is from RefSeq and is a predicted model, not a curated record. The transcript is spliced from 5 exons. Gene Ontology annotation, cellular component: cytoplasm. The coding region runs from base 70 to 582 and encodes 170 amino acids. Gene Ontology annotation, molecular function: glutathione disulfide oxidoreductase activity. Gene Ontology annotation, biological process: cellular response to oxidative stress.